Molecule: messenger RNA, 1524 nt
Organism: Myotis brandtii (Brandt's bat)
Lineage: Eukaryota; Metazoa; Chordata; Mammalia; Chiroptera; Vespertilionidae
Exons: 10
Coding region: 560-1339 (259 amino acids)
Source: RefSeq, a predicted model, not a curated record
CCUCUUGGUUCAUGGGUGACCUCUUGGCUCAACCAACUGAGCCACACCGGCCUGGCGGGAUCUUCAUUCUUGACUCUUUCCUUUGUUAAAUAAAAACCUGGAACGUGGAACUAAGAAGGGUACGGAACGCCUCCUGGGUGUUGUGGGGAAAGUAGAAAGCCCAAGCACCCGUGUGCUACUUACUGGCAAUAGAAUACAUGUUAGUGCUUUGUUGUCUUGACUGCCGAGUAUUUUCCGAGAUUAUAUUUUUUGUUUGUUUUCUUCUGUUUCUUUUGCAUUCGGACGGGCUGAGCGAGGUCCUCCACUUCAGCGAAUGGAGGUGAGGGGUGCACCAGGACCCUGUGAGAUGCGGGUCAUGGGCUCCAGGCCACGUCUUCAGGUGCAGUGGCCGCCCACGGCUGCCCAUCAGCUGUGAAGAGACCACCUUCCGUUCCUUUGAUGAUGGGUGACGUGCGGGAGUCCUGGGAGCCGUGUGUCCUGGGUGUGCACCCUGCCUGUGGAUCCCGCAGGAAGGUGGAGUGGCCGUGCGGGACUUGCCAUCAUCCAUGAAGUGAAGACCAUGCUUUCCUUGGAUGAGCCGAAUCGAGUGCGAGUCCUGGAAGCCGAGUGUCCCUGGGUGUGCACCCUGCCUGUGGAUCGCUCAGGAAGGAGGAGUGGCCAUGUAGACUCGCCAUCAGCAAUGAAGACACAACCUUCCUUUCCUUUGUUGACGGAUGGGAUGGGGGAGUCCUGGAAGCUGAGUGUCCCUGGGUGUGCACCCUGCUUGUGGAUCGCUGAGGAAGGUCGCAUCGUGACAAAAGGACUGUCGUCCGCCUGGAAGAAACCACCUUGCUCUCUACCUGGGGGUUGGACAUGGGCGGGUCCUAGAAGAAGUGUUGCCCCAGGUCUGCCUACUGUCCCCGGCAAUUCAGGAAGGUGCAGCCCCAGCGCCAGGGUCUGUAUGGGCCAAGACGAGAGGCCCGUUGUCGGCCUGGAUGGCCCGAGUGCCCGGGAUCCCCAAAGAAGGGUGCCUGAGUGGGCACGGAGCCAGGAUCCCCAGGAAGGUGUCGUCGUCAUGAAAGGCCUGUUGUCCGCCUGGAAUAAACCACCUUGCUCUCUACCUGGGGGUCGGACGUGGGCGGGUCCUGGAAGAAGUUUAGCCCCUGGUCUGCCUCAUGCCCGCGGGGCGCUCGGGAAGGUGCAGCCCCAGCGCCAGGGUCUGCAUCAGCCAAGACGAGAAGCCCGUUGUUUGCCUGGAUGGCCCGAGUCCCCGGGAGUCCCGAGGAAGGUGCCUGAGCGGGCACGGAGCCGGGAUCCCCAGGAAGGUGGCAUCAUCAUGAAAGGCCUCACGUCUGCCUAGAAGGGACCACCUUGCUCUCUACCUGGGGAUCGGACGUGGGCGGGUCCUGGAAGAAGAGUAGCCCCGGGUCUGCCUCAUGCCCCUGGGGCGCUCAGGAAGGUGCAGCCCCAGCGCCAGGGUCUGCAUCGGCCAAGACGAGAAGCCCGUUGUCUGCCUGGAUGGCCGGAGUCCCUGGGAGUCCCCGA